AAAAUAAAGUUCUGGCGGUGCCUGCCAUAUAUAUAUAACACAACUUGCCGAAAUCUUAAAGUGCAUAUAAUACUAAGUUUACAAAAAUAUUAUUAUUAAUAGUUUUAAAACAGCUUUUAGAAGUUUCAUAAUAUAAACUGAUAUCUCUAAUCUCUAAAAAAAAGAAUAAGUAAAUAGCCAUUACGCUUGCAGGAUGACAAAAUACAAUUUAACCUAAAAUUGUAAAAUUUAUUAGAAACUAAUUAUUUUGAACAAUGUCAAAUCGAGAAACAAGUACAGAUUGUGAGAGGAUGAGCAAUCCUUUUGAAAACAAGAGUAUUGACUUGGAUUCUUAUAGAAAACUAGUAAAACAUUACAUUGAUUUGCAUUUGUACAGUGCAGCCUUAUUCUGGGCAGAUAAAGUUCUUUCAUUAAGUAAUGACAAUUUAAAAGAUGUGUGUGUUUUAGCACAAUGUAUGUAUUUGAUGAAGCAGUAUCACAGGGCUGCUCAUCUAAUAAGAAGCCGAGGUCUCGAAGAAAAAAAUGUUAUGUGUCAUUAUUUAGUUAUUCGCUCUCUUCUUGAAGCCAAAGAAUUCACAGAGGCUGUUCAAGUGAUCAAUGAUUUUGAAACAUUGACAGAUAUUGAUCGGUCAACCACAAGCUUUAUUGAAGAUCACUCUAUUGCACUUGAUGAUGCUCCAAAAAAUGUACAAAGUGCUAUCUUAUAUGUUAAGGGAAGAGUUUAUGAGGCUUUGGAUAACCGAGCAGUGGCAACUGAAUGUUAUAAACAGUCACUAAAUUGCGAUGUUUACUCAUAUCAAGCUUUCGAAGCUUUGGUACAAAAUCAAAUGCUUUCUGCUGCCGAAGAGAGAGAAUUAUUAGAUUCUUUACCAUUUUCUGAGCAAUGUAAAGAAGCUGACGCAGAGCUAUUAAAACUGUUUUAUGAAAGCAAACUAAAAAAAUAUCAAGCACCAGUAAAACAUCACUUACUUGUAUCUUGUGGAGCACUUGUCACAGAUCGAUUGAAGGAUAAUUUAGAUAUGAAAGUUGCUGAAGCUGAAAGAUUGUAUUAUAACUGCGAUUAUCAUCAAUGCUUUUCAUUGACAGAAAGAAUAUUGAAAACUGAUCCUUACCAUAAUGGCUGUUUACCUGUUCAUAUAGCUUGUUUAGUUGAAUUAAAAAAGACAAACGCUUUAUUUUAUUUGGCACAUAAAUUAGUAGAUUUAUAUCCUGAUUUAGCUUUAUCCUGGUUUGCUGUUGGAUGUUAUUAUUAUAGUAUAGGUAAAAGUGAUCCAGCAAGAAGGUAUUUAGCAAAAGCUACUUCACUGGACCGAUUAUUUGGGCCUGCUUGGCUUGCAUAUGGUCAUUCAUUUGCUGUUGAAAAUGAGCAUGAUCAAGCAAUGGCUGCUUAUUUUAAAGCUUCACAAUUGAUGAAGGGUUGCCAUUUACCAUUGCUUUACAUUGGACUUGAAUGUGGUCUUACAAAUAAUUUAAAAUUGGCAGACAAGUUUUUUCAACAAGCCCAAAGUAUUGCUCCAGAUGAUCCAUUUGUUAUUCACGAGACUGCUGUUAUAGCAUUUUAUAAUUUAGAUUUUAAAACUGCUGAAAAGCAGUUUAAAGAAGCAAUGAAAAAAAUACAGAAUGGAUUAAAAGAUGUUAUUCUUCCUAAUAAAUGGGAAUCAUUACUAAAUAAUUUAGGACAUACUUGUAGAAAAAUGAAAAAGUAUGAAGAAGCAUUGGAUUAUCAUCAGCAAGCGUUAGUCUUGAAUCCAUUGAAUCCAGCAACAUAUUCAGCAAUUGGUUUUAUCCAUGCGUUAAUGGGCAAUACACAAGAAGCUAUUGAUGCAUGUCACAGAGCUUUGGGUCUUCGUCGUGAUGACACUUUCACAACGACGUUACUAGGAUUUGUCAUGGAGCAAUUUAUUAAUGAGUGUCCUCCAUUUCCAGAUGCACCAUUAGAUAUACCAAAAUAUCAAACGAGUGAAUCACAAAAGAAAGCAGAUCAGUCAGCAGAUAAUUCAACAGCUACAGAAGGUCAAGAUCAACAAAUGAAUAAGUUAAGGGUGAACUUGUUUUCUGCAUGGGGUGAGAAUUCUACAAAGAAUGAAGAAUUUUCAAUAAAUGAACUAAGCUCUGAGGUAGAAAUGUUGGACUCCUCCAAUAUGAAACAAGAAUGAAUAAAGACUUAAAUUUUGUAUGGUUUAUGUAAUAUUGUACGUAUUGUUUUUUUAUUAAAAGAAUCAAAAAUAUUGUUGGAUUUCAAAUAAGAUCUUGUCAAGUGCUUUAAGAAGUAUAAAUUUGAAAUAUAUCAAAUCAAA
Molecule: messenger RNA, 2297 nt
Organism: Nasonia vitripennis (jewel wasp)
Lineage: Eukaryota; Metazoa; Arthropoda; Insecta; Hymenoptera; Pteromalidae
Gene: Cdc16
Product: cell division cycle protein 16 homolog
Exons: 11
Coding region: 255-2156 (633 amino acids)
Biological process (GO): cell division
Molecular function (GO): protein binding
Source: RefSeq, a predicted model, not a curated record